This is a messenger RNA of Phalaenopsis equestris, 2007 nucleotides long. Its product is annotated as pentatricopeptide repeat-containing protein At2g37310-like. Gene Ontology annotation, biological process: RNA modification. Bases 1 to 1794 code for a protein of 597 amino acids. The transcript has 3 exons. Gene Ontology annotation, molecular function: RNA binding; protein binding. NCBI's taxonomy places the organism in Eukaryota, Viridiplantae, Streptophyta, Magnoliopsida, Asparagales, Orchidaceae. The record is from RefSeq and is a predicted model, not a curated record.
AUGGUAUUAAGGAGGCACGGGUCUGAAAACCAAUAUGACUUUCGUUGCCGUAAAAACCCAAGCUCCGUUUUGGCCCCAAGCGCCUCACCCCUGCGCCUCGCCAAGCUGCACGUCGCAGACUCCCGCGCCUCCCCGGAAGUUCUCUCCUUCGGCCUCCUCAUCCAACACUUCUCCGACUGCGGCCUCUUCCUUCAUGGGCGGCAGCUCCACGCCCGCCUCGUCCUCCUCUCCGUCAUCCCCGACAACUUUCUCGGCUCCAAACUCAUCUCCCUCUACUCCCGCUCUGGCAACCUUUACGACGCUCGCCUCAUCUUCGAUGCCAUCCCCAUCAAGAACCUCUUCUCCUGGAACGCCAUGCUCCUUGCCUACUCUUUCCAUGGACAAACAGCCUCCUUUUUCCGCCUUUUCUGCUCCAUUCCCACCUCUCUCCGUCCCGAUGCCUUCACCCUCUCCUCCCUCCUCAAAUCAAUCUCCUCCCAAACCAGCGUUACCGCGACAAAAGAAGUCCACUCCUUCUCCCUACGCCUCGGCUACGACUCCGACUUGUUCGUUUCAAAUGGUUUGAUAACUGUCUACUUGCGCUCCGGUGAUAUCUCAUCUGCACGGAAGCUUUUUGAUAAAAUGCCUGAGAGGGAUGUAUGUGCUACUCGCUUGCUCUCAGCUCAAAAAUCUUUUAUUUGGAAUGGAAGUCCACAGGUUUGCCUUGGAGAGUGGGAUGGGAAUGGAUUUCGUGGUCUGCAACUCCAUCAUUGGGCUAUAUGCAAGGCAAUGAAACUCUUCCAUCUGAUGCCCGCUCCAGUUCUCAGUACCUGGAAUGCAGUAAUUGGUGGUUUGGUUCAAAAUAAUUGUUUCUCACACAUUCUCGACUUGUUUCAAGCCAUGCAAACUGCUGGUUUUAGGCCUAAUUCUGUAACAAUUGCAAGUGUUCUUCCUGCCGUUUCCUGUCACUCGAACCUAUUGAGAGUGAAACAGAUACAUUGUUAUGCCAUUAAGAAUGAUUUUGAUCAAAAUCUUUAUGUUUCAACUUCACUUAUUGACGCAUAUGGCAAAGCUGGAUUUCUCGAAGGUGCAAAUUGGGUUUUUGAGCGAACCGCGUCUAGGAGUGUCAUUGUUUGGACCGCCAUUAUAUCAGCAUGUGCGAUCCGAGGCGAUGCUGAUGCCGCACUUGCCUUUUUUGGUAGGAUGCUUCAGGUAAGGAUGCAGCCAGAUUCUGUAACUUUCACUGCAGUUUUGUCUGCUUGUGCUCAUGGUGGGGAAGUUAAGGAAGCUCACAGUAUUUUACAUGUUUUGAUGCCUGAAUGUGGGAUUUCUCCAGCAGUAGAGCAUUAUGCUUGCAUGGUUGGUGCACUCAGCCGCAAAGGGAUGCUUACAGAAGCUGUUGAGCUCAUUGAUAGGAUGCCAGUAAAGCCAAAUGGUAAGGUGUGGGGAGCUUUGUUAAAUGGAGCCUCAGUUUAUCGUGAUGUGGAGCUAGGAGAAUAUGCUUUUGGACGGUUGUUUGAGAUUGAACCUGGUAACACAGGGAACUUUAUUUUAAUGGCUAAUUUAUAUUCGCAAGCUGGGAAAUGGAAGGAAGCGGAGAAGGUGAGGGAGAGGAUGAAGGGAGUGGGAUUGGCUAAGAUUCCUGGUUGUAGCUGGAUAGAAGGAAGCGGCGGAAUGCAGGUGUUCAUCACUCGUGAUGUAAAUAAUGAGCAUUCUGAAGAAAUAUUUUUUCUUCUUGACGCUUUAGUUGGAAUGAUGAGAGAAGAAGGUUAUCUUACCAAGGAGGAACUGGAUGAAGAGAGCUGCUGCCAAUAAAUUCUUCAGGGAACUGUAAGCAAACGAAAGAAGGCUUGAAAUUUACCAUAAAAUUAGAGGAAAUCAUGAAAUGAACGAAGAUCUCCAGCUCGAUCAUGUAAGUAAAUUUUUUAUAUUUUUUCUUUCUUCAUGCUUGCCACUUUCUAUGCAUAUGGCUGAUGCAUUUAUCGUUAUUCCUGGAGCCUUGUUUUUUUAAACUAUUUUUAUUCCUUG